AUGGGCGACCGUCGCACGAAGCUUAAACAAUUCGCACAAGACACGCUAGAAGCAAUCGAGAAAGGCUCCUAUACCUUAGAAGGCGUCAAGUACGACCUCCGUACACUCACCAGUCGCUCCAAGCAGCAUACCGAGUACUACGCUCCCGAUUCCAUGCUAUCUCAGUGGUCCUCGGCCACCCCACCCCAUCCCGCCGCCCACACCAACGUUUCCAUCCUUGAAGUAUCGACACUCGAAGGAGCCCGCAUUCUCCACUCCGCCCUCCAUUCCUCCACAAACCCAUCAUCUCCCCCCGACGCUUCAGCCACCAACUCGUCUCGCAUCGGCAUCCUCAACUUCGCCUCCGCGCGCAAGCCCGGCGGCGGCUUCCUCUCCGGCGCGCAAGCGCAAGAAGAGUCCCUCGCCCGCGCCUCCAACCUCCACCCCACCCUCAUGACGCGCACCGCCCAGGCCUUCUACACGCUCCACAACCGCGACCAGAAGGGCGGGUUCUACACGCACGCGACCGUCUUCUCCCCGCGCGUCGCCUUCUUCCGCGACGACGCCGGGCGCUGGCUCCCGCCCCUCCAGGCGGACGUCGUCACGAGCGCGGCGGUCAACGCGGGCGCCGUCCGCGGCUCGCUCUGGGGCCGCACCGCCGUCGCGGGCGGCGCGGCGGGCGCGGCGGGGAUGGAGGCGCGCAUCGCGGCGGUGAUGCGCGAGCGGAUGGCGCGCGUGCUGCACUUGCUCGAGCGCGCGGGGGUGCGGCACGUCGUGCUCGGCUCGUUCGGGACGGGCGUGUUCCGGAACGACGUGGGGACGGUCGCGGGGAUAUGGGCGGACCUGCUGGUCGGCGACGGCGCGCGUUUCGGGCGGUCGUUUGAGAACGUGGUGUUUGCGAUAUUGGGGAGGGAGACGUUUGAGACGUUUCGGGAUGUCUUUGAAGGGAGGGGUGCCAUGGGAGGUUCUUGA
Epithele typhae is the source of this 951-nucleotide messenger RNA. RefSeq lists its product as uncharacterized. NCBI's taxonomy places the organism in Eukaryota, Fungi, Basidiomycota, Agaricomycetes, Polyporales, Epitheliaceae. The record is from RefSeq and is a predicted model, not a curated record. The transcript has a single exon. The coding region runs from base 1 to 951 and encodes 316 amino acids.